Molecule: messenger RNA, 423 nt
Organism: Paramecium tetraurelia
Lineage: Eukaryota; Ciliophora; Oligohymenophorea; Peniculida; Parameciidae
Exons: 1
Source: RefSeq, a predicted model, not a curated record
AUGGGCGUAUGUACUUCUCAGCAACCAAAAAAACCUAAACCUCUAAUCAGACUAAUCAAAAUCAGAAUGGAUGCAAACAACAAAUCAAAGGAGAUCGAAGAAGCCAUUCAAAUAUGGAACAAAAUCAAUCGAGUAAUUUCAUAAUUGAAAUCUACAACUAAAAUCCCUGAUGAUUUGAAAGAGGAUGCAAACAAAAUCAAUAAAUUCCUGAAAUCACAAAGAAAUUCAAAGUUUCUUGACACCUUCUUUUCCUUUUAUGACAAAUUUCAAUAUAAACUAAAUGAGCAAAUCACUAAAAAUUAAGAAUUAUGGAUUCAAUUUGAAAGUAUCUUCAGCAACUUGGACUUGCUCAAUGACAAAUUCACUGAGUUAGGAUAUACAUCUCGACUCGGAUGCACUCAAUCCUUAACUAAAUAUAAUUGA